Carassius gibelio (silver crucian carp) is the source of this 8342-nucleotide messenger RNA. RefSeq names its product jagged canonical Notch ligand 2a (gene jag2a). Gene Ontology annotation, biological process: cell communication; heterophilic cell-cell adhesion; Notch signaling pathway. The record is from RefSeq and is a predicted model, not a curated record. Lineage: Eukaryota; Metazoa; Chordata; Actinopteri; Cypriniformes; Cyprinidae. Gene Ontology annotation, molecular function: Notch binding; calcium ion binding. Gene Ontology annotation, cellular component: plasma membrane; protein-containing complex. The transcript has 30 exons. The coding region runs from base 195 to 3896 and encodes 1233 amino acids.
AGUAGCUAGUAGUUGACUGAUAUAGUGAGAGCAGCGCGCUGGAGGAGCGAGUGGAUGUAUGUGUGUGACUUUCAUCUCAUCUUCUGGACGUCUUGCGGAGAAAGGAAUCACUUUGAAUGGCUGGAUUUUUGUGGAUAAUGAUGCAUAUACGUGUUUUCUUUUUUUAAUCAUGUCGUAUUAACUUCAUAGGAGUCAUGCAUAACUAUUUUGGAACUUGUUUCUCAGUAGUGUUCUUAAUUUUGACGUUUUGGACUGAGGUGAGCCAGUCGUCGGGUUAUUUGGAGCUUCAGUUGAUCAGCGUGGAGAAUGACAGGGGUGAGCUCGCGAGUGGAAACUGCUGUGACGGCGCACGGAGCGCGCAAAACGGCUUGUGCGACCAGGACGAAUGUGACACGUACUUGAGAGUGUGUCUAAAGGAGUACCAAGUGGAGGUCACCACAUCUGGCUUUUGUACUUACGGCACUGGAAGCUCGAGCGUGAUCGGAGGGAAUACGUUUCAGUUGAAAGGAUUCAAUGGAAACCCAAACAAGGCCAAUGACCUCGGGACCGUUAUCAUCCCCUUUCAGUUCGCCUGGCCGCGAGCGUACACUCUGAUCGUGGAGGCUUGGGAUUGGGACAACCAAACGAUCCCAGACAGCAGUGAUGAUCUGUUGAUUGAGAGGAGUGUUAAUCGUGGAGAAAUGAACCCCGGAGAGGAGCGACAGCUCAUUCAGCAGAAGGGCCGAACAGCCAGCAUCCAGUACAGUGUGCGUGUGCGCUGUGACCGCCAUUACUACGGCAACAAGUGCAACAAACAGUGUCGCCCCCGAGAUGAUUACUUUGGCCAUUACACAUGCGACCAGUUCGGCAAUCAGCAGUGCAUGGAGGGCUGGACUGGGCAAGACUGCAAAAAAGCUAUCUGUAAGCAAGGCUGCAGUGAGCUUCACGGAAGCUGUGACACUCCAGGAGAAUGUGUGUGUAAGUACGGCUGGCAGGGCCUCCUCUGCGAUGAGUGUUUGCCAUACCCGGGCUGUGUGCAUGGCACCUGCAUGAAACCCUGGACCUGCACCUGUGAGAAGAACUGGGGAGGACUUCUGUGUGACAAAGAUUUAAAUUACUGCGGCACACACAAGCCCUGUGUAAAUGGAGGCACGUGUCUGAAUACAGAGCCAGAUGAAUAUUUCUGCUCCUGCCCUGAGGGUUACUCCGGCAAAAACUGUCAUAUCGCCGAGCAUGCAUGCAUGUCAAACCCAUGUGCAAAUGGUGGGACAUGUCAUGAGCUGGCUUCAGGGUUUGAGUGCCAAUGUCCCCCAGGGUGGGACGGCCCAACUUGUGCUAAAGACAAAGAUGAGUGCUCGUCAAACCCGUGCGCUCAUGAUGGGACCUGCAUCGAUCAGGAGAACGGCUUCGAAUGUUUAUGCCUCCCACAGUGGACCGGCAACACCUGUCAGAUAGAUGUGAAUGAGUGUACGAGGAGACCUUGUCUAAAUGCUUAUGCUUGUAAAAAUCUAAUUGGUGGAUAUCAUUGCAACUGCUACCCGGGCUGGGCGGGACCGAACUGUAAUAUCAAUGUCAACAGCUGUUACGGUCAGUGUCAGAAUGGAGGAACCUGUCAGGAUGAUCGUCAUGGUUAUGUGUGCCAGUGCCAGCCGGGCUUCAUGGGAAGGCACUGUGAGGUGCAGCAAAGCAGUUGUGCUAGCUCCCCUUGCCAGAAUAGUGGACGCUGCCGCUCGCUAGCCACGGGUUAUUUGUGUGAAUGUCUGUAUGGAUACACUGGAACCAAUUGUGAGGCGCAGGUGGAUCUGUGCAGUCCAAACCCAUGUCAGAAUAAAGGCCAGUGUCAUCCUAUACAAGGAGAUUUUUACUGUGCCUGCGCAGAUGAAUAUGAAGGGAAAACAUGUAGUCAGCUACGAGACCACUGCAAAACCAGCACCUGCCAAGUGAUUGACAGCUGUACUGUUGCCUUGAAAACCAAUGGCACAGCAACAGUGGUUCGGCACAUCUUAUCAAAUGUGUGUGGUCCUCACGGGCGCUGCAUCAGUCAGUCAGGAGGAAACUUCACUUGUGCAUGCCAACCAGGAUUCACUGGGACAUAUUGUCAUGAGAAUGUAAAUGACUGUGCAUCAUCUCCUUGUCACAGCGGAGGAACAUGCAUUGAUGACAUCGACUCCUUUCGCUGUGUCUGUCCUGAUGGCUUUAAUGGGCAACUCUGUGAGCUGGAGGUGAAUGAGUGUAGCGGCGAUCCUUGUCUAAAUGGAGGUAUGUGCAUUGAUCUCCUGAAUGAUUUCUUCUGUCGCUGCACUGAGAACUGGAAAGGAAAGACGUGUAACUCACGAGACAGUCAGUGUGAUUCCAGUACAUGCGCCAACGGAGGCACAUGCUAUGAUCAUGGAGACUCAUUCCGAUGUGCGUGUCCCUCUGGAUGGGGUGGCAGUACCUGUAACACAGCCAUGAACAGCUCGUGUGUAUCUGGUCCGUGUCUAAAUGGCGGGACAUGUAUUGGAGGGGGCAACUUCUACACCUGUAUCUGUAAGGAUGGAUGGGAGGGGCCUACCUGUGCACAAGAUGUUGAUGACUGCAACCCUCAUCCAUGUUAUAAUGGGGGACAGUGUGUGGAUGGGGUCAACUGGUUUCGCUGUGAGUGUGCACAUGGGUUUGCAGGACCUGACUGUCGAAUCAACAUAGAUGAGUGCCAGUCCUCUCCCUGUUCAUAUGGAGCCACAUGUGUGGAUGAGAUUAAUGGAUAUCGCUGUCUUUGCCCCAUGGGACGAGCUGGACCGCGCUGCCAGGAGUUUAUUGGUGUAGGAAAGGCAUGCGAUCGCUCCGGGGUGCAGGCUACUCACGGUGAUCGCUGGGAGGAUGGGUGCAACAGCUGUCAGUGCAUGAACGGAAACAUCAGGUGCACUAAAGUGCAUUGUGGUCAUCAGCCCUGCUUGUUGCAGUCAGACUCUGGUGAGUCACGGCGCCCCCUGUGUCCACUAGGACAGGAGUGUGUAGAGCAUCAUUUCCUGUCUUGCCUUCGUCCACCAUGCAGUCAUCUGGGUAUAUGCGCCCCUCGUGAAGGUCUACAGCCCAUCGACACUCGGUGCUUACCCAACAACGGCUACCUAGAUGAUAACUGUGCUCAUGUUACACUUGUUUUUGACUCUGACAGCGUCCCGGAGGGCACUACUGCUGAAGGAGUCUGCUCAGAGCUAACUUAUCUGCCAAUCACACGAACUCUGGCCAAAGACCACACCCUUUCCAUUCUUUGCGACCAAUCACCUUCCAGCCAAAAUGCAGUGAAGGUUGCUAUGUCAUAUGAGCAAAACACGUUUGUUGAUGGACGAGCUCAGAUACAGGAUGUUGUCCGCUCCAUCAUUGAUGUUCUGUCCAAACCUCACAACAGCACGUUGCUGUUGGCUUUGAAAGAGGUCAGAGUUGACACUCAGGAUCCAGGUCCCCAAGUCGGUUACCUCAUUCCGUUGCUGUGUGUGCUGUUUGUGGUAUUAUGGAUCUCAUGUUUCAUCGUCUGCGUGUGGUGGUUCAGGAGACGCAGGAAAGCGAGACAAAGAGAGGACACGCAGAUGGAGGAGAGCAUCAACAACCAGCGCGGGACACUGUUGAGUACUCGCACACCUCGCAAAGAUAACACAGACCCGCUGCAGGAGAACAAGAACCUGCUCUACCCUCUGGAUCGGGUUGGAGACGGAGCCGAGCGAGAGGAAGAGGAGGAAGAAGGAGACGAAGAGAGAGACAGAGGGCUUGUUCUGCAUAAGUGCUCAUCUCUUGCGUUCACUAAAGGGGAUGCAGUGUACACUAUUCCCACUACAGCCCAAAGUCAGCCAAACAGGACACACUACAGCAGCAAAGACAACCGCUGCAAGAACAAUGUGAACGAGAGAUUAGGCGAGCACAUGAAAGAUCAUUACGUAUGAAAGAACCAGACAAACUGGACAAAAAUAUAAGUGUUUUUUGCUGAUCUGAAAACUUUUGGUCUUGUGUGAUUGGUGUUUUGGUGUCAUCCUUUUUUUCAUCAUUGGAUAGUCAAAUGAAACAGGGAUCUGACAUUCACAGAAUGGUUCCCAAAAUCCUUUUGUUUUGUUUACACUUCACUCUUUUUCAUUAAAAAGAAGGACAUUUUACACAAAGCUUAACUUUGAGAAUAUGUCUGUGAACUGUACCGCGACCUUUGACCCCAAGGAGGAAUCAGCGAUAGGCAGCUUUAAAGUGUUUUUGAUUAUGUCCAGACCUGCCCAAAGUCAAGUGUUAGAAGCCGUUAAAUCUUCCAGUGAUAUAUAUGCACAACUGUCUCAUUGAACCUUCACGAUAGCGCUUACCUUUUAUAUACAUUUUGCCUAAUAAUACACAUAUGUUGGUUCUUGUAUUGACACACUUAAAUGAGUAGUUCGCCCAAAGGAAGAUUCAGUCAUCAUUUACUCACCCUCAUGUCAUUCCAAACCUAUAUGACUUUUUUCUUCUGUAUAACAAAAGUUAAAUAAGAGCGUUGGAAGAACUGGAGCUGGAAAGUGAUGCAAAAGCACCAUAAAAUAAAAUAUAAAUGGAUAUGUUAUAUUCCAAGUCAUCUGGAGCCAUGUGAUAGCUUUGUGGGAUGAACAAACCAAAAUAUACAUCAUUAUACACUAAUAGCUCUCCUCUUGUUGGGCUGUUUACCUGUUUUUCAGUGAAACCCAGAUCAUUCAGAGUUGAACUGGAUCAAAUGAUUCAUUGAAAAGCUCCAACUCAAAAGAAUCAUUUGUUCAAUCUCUAACACUCUCAACAAGGAGAGUAAGGGUGUAUAACAAGACAUUAAGUCAAUAAUGUCUGAAGUUUGUCCUUCACACAAAUCUGUUUUAUGACAUCAGAAGACUUUUUAAAGAGCUUGACCGCCUCCGUCCUCAUUCAUUUUUGUUACACAGAAAAGAGAACAAAACAACAUUUGGAAUGACGUGACGAGUAAAACAGUUUCAUUUUUCGGUGAACUAACAUAACUGUUAAGUAUACAAUGUUUACUUUUAUGUUUUAUAUUGUUUGGGUAUUGGUACACAUAGUUCAGACAGUAAGAGUAUUUAGACUGAUAAACUCUCACUCAGCUCUUGAUGGUUAGAAAUUAUUGGUCAGUUUUUUUUUUUUUUUUUUUAAGUGACAGCCAUAUAAACAGAACAGUCUUGAUGGAAAGAAUCAAGGGCCACUUCAGUCAGUGCACUAUUGUGUUGUCGCAAAACACUUGGUUUUUGGUCACACAGUAGGUGACAAUGAUUUUAAUUGUUUAAUCACUGAGAGAUAGUUCAUUAUAUUGAAAAAUAUUCAUAUGUACAUAUGUAAAUAGUGGAAAAAAGACAGCUGUGUAUAUUCGAGUUUAGUAAGUUAUGUGACACCUUUUUAUCAUUGUCAUUCUUAGAAUUAUUACUUUUUCUAAUUCUCUCCUUUAGUCGCUCUCCUUUUCAACAGUGUCAUUCCUUUUAUUUAUGUUGGUAAGAAAAUGUUUUAUAUAUAAAUAUGUAAAAUGUCCACAGGUUGGUAGUCUAUCUGUGGAGACUAUAAAAAUUACUUUAAACAAUAGAUGAUCUAUCUUCAUGUAGAUUAUCUGUCUUUUAAUGACUUUCCUAGUCAAUGUCAAUUAACGAUUGGAUACAUUGACCAUGCUGAAAGAAUGUUUUGCCAUUGAUCAAAACGCUGACUUCUUCUGAAGACCUACAGUACUUCAUUGGAGAAAGACUCAAAGACUUCAAAGAAAUAUGCUGCAUGUUUGAGUGGCACUUUGUUUCCUUGGAAAAAUCCAACACCUGCAUUUUCAUGCCACUGUCAGCCAUGAUAUAAUUAUGUGUUUAUAUUAGUCUCCCAGACUGUCUGCAUUUUAAGUUUGAUGUUGGAAGGCUUUGGAAGAUGUUUUUUUUUUAUAUUAUUAUUCUUAAUGUUUUCAGAACAUCAUUGCUUUGUAUUAUUAUGCUACAAUUCAAAAUGAACCAUAAAUGGACCAGUGUAUUGACCCAUGUCAAAGACAGGAAACACUUGCAUUCAAAGUGUAUCUUCAGUCUGAGUAUUGUGUUGAAUAUAUUUAUAAAAUGGUACUAUAUUACUAUAAUACCAUUUUUCAAAAGAACACUAUGAGUAAAGAUUUAUGUUAUCAGAAAUCCUCCUUUGUCUGGGGUGGCUGGGGUAUUUCCCCCUCCUUUAUUCAUGAGCUGUUCUGCCAUAUUUGAUUGGGGUCAAAUCAAAUGCAAUUAAGAUUUUUGGAAAGUCAGAAAAAUUAAAUCCGUGCAUGUUGCUGUGGCUGAAUGAAGGGAAUUUGGGAUGUUUUUCAUUGUUGUGUUUCAUUUGGUGUCUUUAGUGCACAGAAAAAACAUAAUGCAGUUGAAUAUAUAAAUGACUGGAUUAUGCAAAAUGUGACAGUAAUUCAGAUGAGUUUACAUUCUGAAUCAUGUCACUCCUCAAUGAAAGUUUCUUUAUUGUUAUAUUAAGGAAUUGAAACACACUUCCCUAACAUGAAAAAACAAGUCCAUCACAUUUCUGGCUGUUAUUAGUUCUACAUGCACUGAUGCUCAUACUGAAUCUGGCAUUUCAUUUGUUAAAUCUGUUGGAUUUUCCCAAGUAUUUAUUAAAGACUUUUGUACCUGUGAGGUUUACACUUUUAUUUCAUAUGUAGCAGAUGUGAUGUCUUCAUUUAGCUUUUCCAUUCCAAAACACAAGCUCAUGCCUCAUUGGUCAGCUGCUGAUGUCAUGCAUGACAGUGAAAUCCACAGAGCUGGAGAAGAAUCCUCUAAUAGAGUUGUAGAGGCUGAUAACAGGGGUUUUGUUUUUACUCAGUCAGAGUAACAAUGUGUAUCAUCUCUCUUAAAGAUUAACCUGCUCUAACUCAUCCUGGGUCUCUCAGAGCUUUAAUUUCACAAGGGAAAAAAAAGACACACCCACAUAAAAAAAAUAUUUUCAGAACUAUUCACCUUGGAUUACCGGAUAUUUCUGGAGGAUGAGGGUGUAAAGCAUUGGCAAGCAACCAGUAAAGUUUUUUUUUUUUUUUUUAACACUGAUCAUAAUUCUUGAAAAGUUUCUUGAGGACCAAAUCAGCUUAUUAGAAUGAUUUCUGAAAAAUAAUGUGACUGAAGACUGGAGUAAUGAUGCUGAAAAUACAGCUUUGCCAUCACAGGAAUAAAUGACCUUUUACAAUAUAUUAAGACCACAGUUAAAUUGCAAUAAUAUUUCAAAAUACUACAGUUUUUAAUGUAUAUUUAUUAAAUAAACUGGUAGUCCUAAAUAAAAUAAUCACAGCUGUUUUCAACAUUGACAAUAUUUCUUGAAAAGUUUCUUGAAAUCCUCACAAUAAUUUCUGAAGAACCAUGUAACACUAAAGACUGCAAUGACUGCUGAAAAUUCAGCUUUGCCAUUUAAAAUAUAGAUAAGUUAAAAUUUAAAUUUCAAUAAUAUUUCAAAAUAUUACAGUUUUUAAUGUACAUUCAUUAAGUUAAUUGGUAGUCCUGGUGAGCACAAGAUGCUUUCUUUCAAAAACAUAAAAAUAAAUAAAUAAAUAAAAAACAUUUGAAUUAUGUAGUUUACCCAAAAAUGAUUUUGUCAUGGAAAUAAGAUGCUAGUUCUGUAUAGGGGGAAAAUGGAUUGUGUUUCAUGUCUUUUAUUUUGGAGUUUAGUCAUGGUCCCUGUCUAAUCAUGUGAUUCCCUUGCCCUCAUGUUAUCCUGCUAUUGGUUCUUUCGUUCAUGUGUCAUGUUCUCAUUGGUUGUCUCAGUCAUGUGUCUUGUCUCUCAUUGGUUGGUUCUUCUCACGUGACCUGUAUUGUUUUAUAUAAAUAGCCCUCAUGUUGCCUUUGUUCUUGGUCAAGUAUUGAUGUUGUAACCUGCUGUUGGGCUUGUUACCACAUCAAGGUUCAGGAACAAUGAACCCAGAGCGGAUAUCCUCCACAUAGACAGUUCCUAAUCAGUUGCUGUUUUGUGUGGGAGAUUGUGGGAGCACAUUUGCGUGAACUUAAGGUGAACGUUUGGGCUUUCUCACAGUCGGGAGACAAUUAUGUAAGGUGUUUCUUUUAAUUCCCCUUACAAACCUUUGUGAACUGCCUUUAUUGGCAACUAGGACGUUUUAAACCGUUUCUUAAAUGGCCUAAACUCUCAGAUGAAAAGAGAUGAAGGCUGUUUUUCUAGAGCAUCCACAAGAAAGUAACUACAUGAGGAAGAAGAAAAGAACAAGAGAAGUGGAAUUACUUGGGGUUCACUGGUGCCACCAGCACCCCUUCAUGUUGUUUUCCAUGACACUCUUUUAAUCAGCUCUCUGCUCUCCUUUUAUGAAGUCAUAAAUCAUUAUCUGACUGCAGUGAAAUAAUUUCACCGCCUCUCUGCUUUGUAACCAUAGCAGCUGGUCAAUAAACUGCAACUUAAACACA